Messenger RNA from Contarinia nasturtii (swede midge), 989 nucleotides. RefSeq lists its product as uncharacterized. The coding region runs from base 118 to 885 and encodes 255 amino acids. The transcript is spliced from 4 exons. Lineage: Eukaryota; Metazoa; Arthropoda; Insecta; Diptera; Cecidomyiidae. The record is from RefSeq and is a predicted model, not a curated record.
UAUUUUGUAUCAUUCAUUCGUUGUUCAUCAUAGAAGCAUCGCAAAAAGCGACCAAAAAUUCGCGACAACAUUUUGUGAAAAGUUUAAAAAAAAAAUCAGUGAAAAUAACAAACAAAAAUGGAUAACAUUUUCAAAUUCUGUGGAUUUAUUGGAGUCUUUGCACUUCUCAUCAGCACCUGUGCGGCUAUUCCAAAAUACGAAACGGCCAGCAAAAGCUACACAAUGGCCGAUAAACAUGCUCCACCUCAAUGGGAUCGUUCAUACAAGGAAAACGAUACAUACGCUGCCCCCACGUCUGAUCGUGUCGAACGAUUGGGUUAUUCAACGGGCUAUGGAUCUGUAAACUCAUAUCCACAUUCUGGCGUUGGCUAUGGAUACAGUCCGAUGAAAAUUGAUUUGGGUGGCGUGGUUCUCGGUGCAAUUAUUGGCGUUGGUGCUUUGUUGAUCAUUCCGAAAAUUGUUGGCAGUUUGAAUGGUGGUUAUAGUGGAUACGGUGGAUAUAGUGGUAAUUAUCGCAGUGUUGAUGGUGGUGAUCCAACCGGUUUCUCCGAAAUGCUCGCCAAAUUGGAUGACAUUUUGGGCAAAGAUAAUAUUGAUUCAACAAAUUGCAUGCAACGUGCUGUUUGCACCUAUGUUCGUCAAUCGGUUUACCACCAUAAAAUGGGCACCGCCGAUCAAACCGAUCAAAUUGUCAACGCAUUGUCCGACAAUGCACUCAUUGACUACAUGCUCAACGGAACGGCAGUAAAAGAAGCAUUGGAAAAUGGUAAAAACCUCGAUGCAGACCCAUGUGAAAAAAUAUACAACAGUUGCCCAUUGAACAAGGAUCAGACGUUGCAAAUACUUUCAAAAUUGAUGCCAGGUGCGGGAGCAGCUAGCACUUAAUACAAUCCAUAUAUUUAAACGACUUUGACAAUUGCCUUUAUUCACAAACAAUAUCCAAAAAAACCAAAACAAUUUGUAUAGAUGAUAAGACAUUUCGUUCAAAU